Molecule: messenger RNA, 2347 nt
Organism: Amaranthus tricolor (Joseph's coat)
Lineage: Eukaryota; Viridiplantae; Streptophyta; Magnoliopsida; Caryophyllales; Amaranthaceae
Product: protein NRT1/ PTR FAMILY 2.13-like
Exons: 4
Coding region: 143-2032 (629 amino acids)
Biological process (GO): transmembrane transport
Cellular component (GO): plasma membrane
Molecular function (GO): transmembrane transporter activity
Source: RefSeq, a predicted model, not a curated record
CUGGUUGUUAUUGCGAAUGGCUUUAAGUAAGCUAGCAAGCUAUGACUUAUUUUCGUCUAGCUUAAUUCACACUAAAAUAAAAAAAAUUAAAAUCUAGAGUAAAAGAAAAAUAUAGAAUUAAUAUAAUACUUCUUUUAUAAUAAUGAAUAAAUUAACAAGUGAGCAAACACAUUGUUGUUGGUUAUCUUGGUGUUGUUUUCGGAAAGCAUCCUCCACAACUUCAAGGCAAGAACUGCAGGGAGCUCAUGAUGACGGAAAACAAGUUUCUACAGUCAACUACUUUCAGCGAAAACCCGGUGGAUGGAAAUCUAUGCCUUUCAUUUUAGGAAAUGAGACAUUUGAAAGGUUAGCAUCAUUUGGAGUAUUAGCCAACUUUAUGGUUUAUUUACGAAGAGAGUAUCAUAUGGACCAAGUGGAUGCCAGUAAUGUCAUCAACGUCUUUGCGGGUGUCGCUAAUUUUUCUCCUCUCCUUGGUGCUUUUCUAUCUGAUGCCUUUUUUGGCCGCUUUUGGGCUAUCGCUUUUGGUUCUUUUGCUGCUUUUCUGGGAAUGUUGGCUCUAACGUUAACAGCUUGGAUCCCUAGCCUGACACCACACUGGUGCCCAUACAAUGACAACCUUAAUAAUCAAAGUCAAACCCAACUACAAUUAGGCUCAUGCGAGAAGCCCAAUGGACUUCAAAUGGGUUUCUUAAUACUAAGUCUUGGGCUACUCUGUGUAGGGACUGCGGGAAUAAGGCCGUGUAGCAUACCAUUUGGGAUGGACCAAUUUGAUCAUACCACAGAAGAAGGGAGAAGAGGUAUUAAUAGUUACUAUAACUGGUAUUACACAACUUUUACAGUAGUGGUAAUGUUAACUCUCACAGUAGUGGUGUAUAUCCAAGACUCAGUAAGUUGGGUUUGGGGGUUUGGAAUCCCCACAGCACUCAUGUUUGGUUCCAUCGUCCUCUUCAUUUUUGGGAUGAAAUUAUUUGUGUAUGUCAAGCCUCAAGGCAGCAUCUUCUCUAGCAUUUUUCGAGUUUUCAUUGCAGCGUAUAACAAGCGUCAUCUUAAGCUUCCCCAUCAAGAAGUCGACAAGGAUGCUUACUAUGAUCCACCACUGCCAUCAGGAUCAGGAGUAAUGAACGAGUCAAAACUUCAUCUUACCCAUCAAUUUAGCUUCUUAAACAAAGCAGCUAUAAUACAACAGGGAGAAGUUGGGAUAGACCUGAAAGCAACAGCAGCAAGUAAAUGGAAGUUAAGUAGCAUCCAAGAAGUUGAACAAGUGAAAUGUGUGAUAAGAGUUCUCCCAAUAUGGGCAUCCGGAAUAAUUUGCUUCACAGCUGCUGCUCAACAGUAUACCUUUGCAGUGUCACAAGCAAUGAUGAUGAACCGAAGUUUGGGUCCUAAGUUCAAAAUUCCACCAGGUUCAAUCAACGUCAUUUCUAUGCUUGCCAUAGGAAUUUGGGUCCCAAUCUAUGAUCGCUUUCUGGUCCCUAUCCUCCGAAAGGUUACCAAAUAUGAGGAUGGCCUUACUCUUCUACAACGAAUGGGAAUCGGUCUGGCUAUUUCAGUGUUGUCAAUGAUUGUAGCUGGCUUGAUUGAACAAAAGAGAAGGAAUGCCGCAAACAACCACCAAACUAUAUCAGUCAUGUGGUUGGUCCCUCAGCUAGUGAUGUUGGGACUUGCUGAAGGCUUCAAUUUUAUUGCGCAAAUUGAAUUUUACAACAAGCAAUUUCCAGAGAAUUUGAGAAGUAUUGCAACUUCUAUGUUCUUUUGCACUGUUGCUGGAUCAAACUAUUUGAGCAGUGCUGUGGUGAGUAUGGUCCAUAAUUUGACGGGCAGGCAUGGUAAGCCUAAUUGGUUAACAAAUGAUAUUAACCAAGGGAGGCUCGACUUCUUUUAUUACUUGAUUGCUAUUAUGGGACUCCUCAACUUCCUAUAUUUUUUAGUUUGCGCCAACAAAUAUCGCUAUAAACCUAGUAACCUAAACUUAUUAGAUGCCAAACACGAUGUCACAGACUUUCACUUGGAGCUUGGUCAAACUAAAAAAUAAAAAUAUAAAAUACUCCUACUUAUUCCUUGUUCUCGUAUCUAACAAACUAGGUUAUUAAUUAUGUCAUUUAAAUCAAUAAUAACAGUUAUAAUACUGUUUCUUAGGAUAAUCUUUACCUAUUUGUCUGUCCUAUUGAAAUUGUAGUAUUACGUAAAUCUAUGUGAGAGUUUUUCAGAGUAAGCGUUGCAAUUUUAAUAGGACGGGAGAGUAUAUAUAUUGCGUCCAAAUGUAAUUAUCGUAGAUUAUAUUAUAUAAUAUUACUGUUAAGAUAAUUAUUAUGACAAGACAUUACAUAUAUGUUACCAUUUGUUUGCA